AUGGAAAACCAUUUCAUCGUCUUGAUCCUCAUUGCAAUCUGGGAAACUGGCCUUCCAGAAGAUCCCUGUAUAUGCGAUCUAGCCACUACUGAUGGUGUGAUUCCCUGCCUUUUCGAGGUAGACGAAAAUUACACGUUGACAUCUUCAUCAUGCACGUGCCUGAAUUCCACAUUUGUAAUGGAAUUGAACACUACCAGCGGUAUAAUUUCAUGCUAUGAUCCUAGCCCAGAAGUUCCAAAUCCCUGCGCUGAUUGGAACACAGAUGGCAUAUGUGACGAUGAACUCAACCUAAGAUGUACUGCAACUGUACUGUCUUCAUCCCAAAUCAAAAUAGUGAAGUACGCACUAUACUUCCUUGCCUUCUGGAUUAUCCUCUGGUGCGUCGUGACAGUGAUUGUGAACAUUUUACAUAAAAAUAAUGGACACCAACGCAUCAUCCAUCUUUUCGAGGAGAUUGCCAUUGCGCUCCUUGCAGUGGUAAUAUUCGUUCUUAACACCUCAUUUUCAUCAAAUCAGAAUAUUUGUAAAUUUGUUGCGAUUUUCGCUCAUUUCUUCAUGGUCCUCAUCAAUGCGGCUUUUCUUAUGGAAUCGACUUUUGCGAAAACAAUGGUCCAUGGCAACUCAAAGAAAAAUGGCUCGGCAUUUCCAGUACUCAACUAUAUUCUUCCAGUUCUUAUAGCCCUAAUUCCUACCCUAGUCACGUAUUUCGUCAUGAAAAACCAUUAUGCACUCUCAGGAAGAUUUUGCUUCUCAACAGCCCCGGGAGAUAUGUUCUGGGCUUUCGUCAUUCCCAAUUGGAUUCUGAUCUUCUUAGCAGGACUUCAAUCACAGUUAAGUUGUCUAGCUUGUGACAAAACCUCAGCCACACAGGAUCAGCAGCAGUGCUUCUGGGCGAAGAAAUCAGCAAAAUCACUUCUGAUGUUUGCAUUACUUCUCUUCACUUUGUGGCUACUUGUACUGUUUGCUGGGAAUGAACAGCCCGAUUUGAAGGACGAUGGAGAAGCCGCUCCCGUACCAGACAAGAAACCACCUUCACCAGUGCCAGAACCUCCUGCCGUUCCAUUCGUCCCGGAAAGCAAGGAUCAGCCAGGACGUACUGAAUCGUCCUAUUUCUACGCAUGGUUGACGUCUUCCGACCGGUCAAAGAGAGCCAGCGACAUCCUCUUUCGCCCUAAAAUAGCUUGA
Molecule: messenger RNA, 1185 nt
Organism: Haemonchus placei
Lineage: Eukaryota; Metazoa; Nematoda; Chromadorea; Rhabditida; Trichostrongylidae
Source: the annotation of a GenBank genome assembly